GGCUGGUGGAGAUGCCACUCUGUCUCUGCGCGCCUGGGUACCAUUCGGAAGACGGCAGCCGCACCUAUUGGAUCUGUAGUUGCACUUUCCCUGAAGAUAAUGUAAAAACGCUCAUUGCACACACACACACCCACCCCAGAGCUACAUUGGAGUGCAACCAUGUUGACGAGACUGUUCAGUGACCCCUCCCUGCUCCCCGAGGUUCAGAAGUAUUCGGGCUGGACGGAGGACAGCGGGAGCGAGGACUCCAAGGCGAAGGACGAUGACCCGGACCGGGGCUGUGCGCUGAAGGACGGUGACCCGGACCGGGGCUGUGCGCUGAAGGACGAGAAGAUGGAGGAGGAGGACGAGUUCCUCGAGGAUGACAGCCGGGCAACCUCAGAGAUGGCCGCCGAAGACGAGGAAGAAGACGAAGGGGAAGAAGACGACGGGGGUGAAGAGGCUGAGGGCGACAGGCCUAAAAAACGAGGCCCGAAGAAGCGGAAAAUGACCCCAGCCCGGAUUGAGCGCUCCAAAUUGCGUAGACAGAAGGCGAAUUCUCGGGAACGCACCCGCAUGCACGACCUCAACUCUGCCCUGGAUAACUUGCGCAAGGUGGUGCCCUGUUACUCCAAGACGCAAAAACUUUCCAAAAUCGAGACACUGCGGCUGGCCAAGAACUACAUCUGGGCCCUGUCCGAGAUCCUGCGCUCGGGAAAGAGACCAGACGUGGUGUCCUACGUGCAGACUUUAUGCAAGGGCCUCUCGCAGCCCACGACCAAUCUGGUGGCCGGCUGCCUUCAGCUCAACUCCAGGAACUUCUUGACGGAGCAAUGCCAAGAAGGCGGGCGCUUCACUGGUCCAAACUCGUCCUUCUCCAUGCACCCAUACCCCUACCAGUGUUCCCGGCUGUCCAGCCCGCAAUGCCAGUCCAGCUCCAUACCCAAUUCCCACACAUUAAGGACACACGCCUAUUGUUCCACCUACGAGUCUCUCUAUACGGGGAACGCGUCCCCAGAGUACAACAGCUCCGAGUACGAGGGUCCCCUGAGCCCACCUCUGUGUGUUAAUGGCAAUUUCUCUGUCAAACAGCAGGACUCGUCUUCUCCGGACCACGACAAGAACUACCACUACUCUAUGCACUACCCGGCCCUGCCCAGCUCCCGCCCCCCGGGACACAACCUGGUGUUCAGCUCGACUGGAAUGCGAGGCGGGGUACAUUCUGAAAACGUGCUGCCUUAUCACGAUAUGCACAUGCAUCACGACAGGCCGCCCAUGUACGAAGAACUCAAUGCGUUUUUCCACAACUAGCUAACCUUUUCACACCGACUGACACCAGCAACGAAGCUGGUACACAGUAUACUGUAACAGGACUCUGUUAAAAUGAUACAGUUAUUUAGAGCCCCCACCCCCCACACCCCUUCACUCCACACAGACACGCUACAGUCCCCCUCCACCCACCACCACCAUUUCAACAUUUAAAAAAGCCUCAUCUUGAUGUUUUUAUAUUGUGUUUAAUGUUGAAAGGGUUCAGUUAGUACGUAUACAGACCCAGCUCUCUCUCUCUCUCUCUCUCUAUAUAUAUAUAUAUAAAACGAACGAACCCUACAGAAAUAAAUACACGUUCACAAACGAACGAAUCCUACAGAAAUAAAUACACGUUCACAAACGAACGAACCCUACAGAAAUAAAUACACGUUUACAAACGAACGAACCCUACAGAAAUAAAUACACGUUUAUAAUUAUCUGCUAUAACUUACGAUUUAUUAAAGUUAAACCCUAUA
Messenger RNA from Polyodon spathula (Mississippi paddlefish), 1763 nucleotides. Its product is annotated as neurogenic differentiation factor 2-like. Gene Ontology annotation, molecular function: protein dimerization activity. The transcript is spliced from 2 exons. The record is from RefSeq and is a predicted model, not a curated record. Gene Ontology annotation, biological process: nervous system development; regulation of DNA-templated transcription. Bases 160 to 1290 code for a protein of 376 amino acids. Lineage: Eukaryota; Metazoa; Chordata; Actinopteri; Acipenseriformes; Polyodontidae.